Molecule: messenger RNA, 771 nt
Organism: Durio zibethinus
Lineage: Eukaryota; Viridiplantae; Streptophyta; Magnoliopsida; Malvales; Malvaceae
Product: RPM1-interacting protein 4 (RIN4) family protein
Cellular component (GO): plasma membrane
Source: RefSeq, a predicted model, not a curated record
CCAAAAACAAUCAAAAUCAUCAAACAAAACAAAGCGGAGAGCAGAGGAGAAGGCAAAAAUACUAGAGCGACUCUCUGCAUUCCAAUCUGUCCCCUAACAAAAUCAUGGCGGAUAAGGGUCGACCAUUGCCAAAGUUUGGUGAAUGGGAUGUCAAUGACCCUUCAUCAGCUGAGGGAUUUACUGUUAUCUUCAACAAAGCUAGAAAUGAGAAAAAGACAGGUGGCAAGGUUGAGUCGCCAGGGAAAAAUGAACAGCAAGGGGCUGUUCUUGAAAAGCCCCAAUCUAAAAAAUGGUUUUGCUGUAUAAAAGCUGCUGAUGCAGAGUAAAGAGUUGGCUCUUACAGUAUUUAAGAGCUUCCAAAAGAAAGCAUUAGUUAUCUAAACCGAGCCCUUACGAAUGAUCCAGAUGACUGGAGCUGUGUCAGAAGCUAUGAUAGGUCGUGCUGGAAUCUGUUUGUUUGCUAGUUUGAGCUUCGGUGAUGAUCUGGGCUUGGGAUGAGAGAACAAUGUUAGUUUUAUGUUUAUGUUCACUCGUGGGUUGUUACUGCAUUUUUUGCUCCCCUUCCUUUAUUCAAAUAUGUUAUGGGUUGACACUAUUGUUUGUGUAUGACAUUUGUAUUCUGUAUUGCUUUUAAGUUAAUGUGAUUUUCUUGUGUAUACCUUCAUAUGUAUAAUAAUGUAUACGAAAUGAAGCUCACUCGUAUCUUCAGUCAGUUCCGAUCUUAGCUCGUAAGACCAGUUAAAGAUUUUAUUCCACCUCUCCCAAUACUUG